Messenger RNA from Cryptotermes secundus, 5874 nucleotides. Its product is annotated as neprilysin-4. Gene Ontology annotation, cellular component: plasma membrane. The coding region runs from base 626 to 2926 and encodes 766 amino acids. Lineage: Eukaryota; Metazoa; Arthropoda; Insecta; Blattodea; Kalotermitidae. The record is from RefSeq and is a predicted model, not a curated record. The transcript is spliced from 21 exons. Gene Ontology annotation, molecular function: metalloendopeptidase activity. Gene Ontology annotation, biological process: protein processing.
UUUAUUUGAAAAUUUGGUGUUACAACUUUGUAAUAUUUAUUGCUGCUGUGAAGCCAAGUCAGCUCAUCUCAACCCAAUAUAAUAUACAGAUGCAGGCAUGGUUACACAAAAUGUGUGUAUACUAAGAGAUGAUGGUUCUCUGAAGUGAAUAUUUUUAGGUAUACCAAUACAGCCAUAUUCACAGCAAUUAUACUUGUUAUUUGAAGAAUUCUUGACUUUUUUUAAUAAAUACCUUUUAUUAAACCAUGUAGGCUUUGGAAAGUUAGUGAUCCUGAUAAAUUGAUUCGCCAUCUCAGGACAGUGGAAAUGAAAAGAAAGUAAUAUAUUUUCCCUUCAUUACUGUUUGGUUCAUAUAGCAUAGUUUAUACUGCUAAAUUCCAAGUAAAUAUAGUUCUCCGUACCUGUUCAAAAUGGCUUAAAAUUGGGAAAGCAUGUUGUACUUCUCAAAGCAAGCAAAUGGAUUUGUAUUCCCUUAGGUGAAUCCAUUGAGUAGAUGCUCCAGCAUCUUCAGAGGAGGCAAAAAGAAGGAAACUUCAUAAGAUGCAAGAGGAACUCAUAAACAUGGAGGAGAGGAGAGUUUGGUGCCGGCGGCAUGCGGCGACUGUACCGACUGUGACGUCACAUCAUGCGGUACAAGGUGACUGAUCCCGAGACAGCUGCCACGCACCACCAAACAGAUGGCAGCACCGGGAGUCAGGCUUCAGCCCGGCUGGUGGUAGUGAUUGCUCUCCUCGCUACGGCUGUCGUGGCGCUGGCGGCAGCGGUGGCAGUACUCACCACAGUCAACAUGAAGGCCGAGGAGAGGAUGUUACAGUCACAGCACAGAUUGGUGGCCACUAGCUGUUUGACAGAAGAGUGUGUCCGGUCAGCUGCGCGGAUACUGGAGAGUAUUGACAGGGACUCAGACCCAUGCGAGGACUUCUACCAGUUUGCAUGCGGUGGUUGGAUCAGCCACCACCCAGUGCCCGAGUCGCAGAGCACAUGGGACCAGUUCAGAGCUCUGCGGGAACAGCUGCUUGUCCAGCUCAGAGCACUUCUGGAAGAGGAGGGUUCUGAGGAUGAUGUGAAGCCAGUCCAACAGGCUAGAAUGCUGUACCGAGUGUGUCUAGACACAGACAAGCUGGAGGCACUAGGCCUUGAGCCCAUGCUGACUGUGCUGCAGAAACUAGGACUCAGCACCAGCAGUGUCCCUCCCUCUGGACAGCCAUUUGAUUGGCUGCAGACAGUGGGGCAGGCACAAAGGAUGCUAGGUCUCAACAUAAUGGUGGGCUUCUGGGUCAGCCAGGAUGUUCGUAAUACGUCACGCAACCUCAUGGUGGUUGAUCAGAUCUCGCCCGGCAUCAGUGAACGCUACCUGCUGGACCCUGCACGAUUCCAAACAGAAUUGACUGAGUACCACAGCUACAUCCGGGACAUGGUGCAAGUGUUUCAGGAUCACCUGCCCAACUCUACAGCUCACAAUGCCACACUCUUUGCGGAUGAUGUUCUCCAAUUCAGCACACAGCUGGCUGCAAUCAUGACUCCUGCUGAGGUGCGGCGUGACACCAAGAACCUCUUUCAUGAAAUGUCAGUGUUCACACUCCAGAACCUCACAGACCUCAGAGAGGAGGAGGAUAGUCUUAACACAAAGCUGAACUGGACAAGAUAUCUAGAUUAUAUCUUGGACAAUACCAAUGUCACACUUGACUAUGAUAGCGACCACUUGGUUGUCAUGGAUAUCGCCUACCUGCAGAAGUUGGCAGCACUGGUGUCCAUCACUGACCAGGACACGCUUGAGCGGUUUGUGUGGUGGAGUGUUUUUUCAACAUUAGCACCGCUCACACUGCAAGAGUUUCGGGACCUUGCCUUUCGGUUCAGCCAGAGAGUCUUUGGAUUGCAGCAGAAAACUGCCAGGUGGAAAGGCUGCACUGGAAAUGUGAACUCAAAUUUUGGUAUGGCUGUUAGCUAUCUGUAUGUGCAGAAACACUUCAACAACGAGUCCAGAGAAAAGGCAUUGGAGAUGGUGAAUGACAUUCGGACUGCCUUUACCGAGAUUGUCAUGGAGCUGGACUGGAUGGACACUGAAACAAAGGAAAGAACUCUGGAGAAAGCUCAUGCAAUGAGGCCAUUCAUAGGAUUCCCUGGCUGGCUUCUGACCCCUGGUGAGCUGGAGAAGUACUAUGAGGGGGCAGAAGUGGUGGAUGGAUUGCUGUUCGAGACAUACCUCAGAUUGUCAGAGGAGUCAGUCAAAACAGCACUUCAGGAUUUGCGCAAGGCUCCAGAUUACAACAGAUGGGUGACACCUGCCACAACUGUCAAUGCCUUCUACUCCCCCAUCCUCAAUUCAGUCACAUUUCCUGCUGGAAUUCUUCAGCCUCCAUUUUAUGGUUUAGGACUUGAGUCCCUAAAUUAUGGAGCCAUCGGAGCCAUCAUGGGGCAUGAGCUUACCCAUGGUUUUGACGAUCAAGGUCGUCGCUAUGACAAGGAUGGGAACCUCAAGCAAUGGUGGACUGAGGACACACUACAAGAGUACGAGCAUCGUGUACAGUGUAUUGUGGAACAAUACAGUCAGUACAACGUAUCACAACUCGGCGAGAACUUUACAGUAAAUGGUAUCAACACGCAGGGUGAGAACAUUGCAGACAAUGGUGGCCUCCGUGAGGCACUCAGGGCAUACCACAAAUUCCGGAGCCGAAUUCCGGGUGAGCAGCUGUUACCAGGUCUCUCACAAUAUUCACCUGAACAGCUCUUCUUUCUUGGCUUCGCACAUAUGUGGUGUGGAAACUCAACACUAGGGGCUCUCAAGUCACGUGUGGUGGACGGAGUUCACAGCCCCAGUAGGUUUAGAGUUAUUGGGACACUCUCGAACUCAAAGGAGUUUGCUGAUGCAUGGGGUUGCCCCGCAGGGAGCCUGAUGAACCCAGACAAGAAGUGUGUUUUGUGGUGACACUGUGUUGAAGCUUGUCAUCAGAAUUACUACUGGUCUGUGUGUCAGUGCAUUACAAUAUAUGUCAGUUCUCUACGUUUUGAAUGGCAGUGAUAGGUUUAGUCGCUGUGAUCAAAUUUGGAUUGCACAUCAUUUGAAAAUCCAGAGUCAUUUUCCCUGACAGUUUGUAAUAAUUGAAGCAAAAUUUGGCACUGCAAAGAAAUAUUGCAUUUAAUUACAGCUGGAGAAUAACAAUAGUAUUUACAAACCAUAGCAAAGCAAGGUGCUUACACAUGGCAUUUUCUUUACUUGACAAAUUUCCAGUAUUUGUUUGACUAUAAAUUGUAAUGUAUUUACUUUAGCAUGCAGUGGUAAUUGUAUGCACCAUUCAGUAACUCCUCAUUUCGCACUCACAGUUUAUUUAUGUGGUCCAUUCAGUUCUCACACUAAACAGCAAUCUUUUCCCCGAACACUGAUUCUUGUGAUGGGAAUGCAGUAUGUUUUCUGGGAGGUAGGGACCACAUUGGUACAUGUUAUUUACAUGAUUCAAAAGCUUUCUGCUGUUGGCACAAAUGUUAUAUUAAAAGUUAGAGGCUGCUGGCUAUGCCAAGUACUGUACUUUCUACUGACUCAGGCAGCCAUUCUCUCCACAAAUUAUCAGUAUUAUUUAUAUAUAGCCUCUUUUUUUUUUUUUUUACCCACUGUGCAUCUACGCAUUUGUGAAAUGCAGGGGACGGAAAUGUCUGUAGAAAUAUGGGUUAUGGAUUCAACAACCUAUAAACCAACACAAUCACUAUGAAUGCCAGGAAUGACAUAAGAGGGAGACUGCAUGGUAUCGUCAAGAAUAUUCUUUCACAUGUAUCUAUCAUGUGAAAACUAUAUCUGUCUUGUACUUAAGAGGGGCAGGAUAUUACAAAGUACAUGUAGAAGAUCACUCUGGUAUUUAGGAGGCUGUGUUUGUUCUCUUAACCAUUAUACUUAUUAUCAAAGGAACAACUCACUGAAAUUAAUUUUAACCAAGGAAGUUUCUGUGUGUAAAUUUCCUUAGCAUAGGUUCCAUUAAAGGCAUGACAUAUCUAGCCAAUAGUGACCCUGUUUGGGUCAGCCAGCUGCCCAGCACUUUUGAUAACUCUACAUGAAAGUCGUGGAACAUCAAAUUAUGUGAUUUUGAAGUUAAUGUAAUAAGUCCUCACCUUCACGUCCACUUCCCAGGCCCCACUCACUUGACCCAUGAAAUAUUCUCAUGGAGUUACAUCAAGAGUGGCUUGCAUGGCCGUGGUGGACCGGUGACCAAUGUACUUGAACUAUGGCUGUAAUAGCAGUAACUCUACAAGUGGGCUAAAUUGGUUAUCAGGUAAAUAUCUGCAAAGGGAAUGUAUGUGGAUAUUUACUGACAGAAACUUUCUGAGUUAAGCUUCGACUGAGUGAAUAGCUUCAACAAUGUGUAUAAUGGUUAUCGAAAUACAGCCUUGUGAAACUAUAGCAUGCCUCUCUGAACAGCCAUUGUUAAUGUAAGGUAUCCUCCUCUAACAGAAUUACUUGAACAUGAGCCGGUUGAUUCUAAAGUUAUUCAUGGAAACACACAUCUUUAAGCUGUCAGUGAUAGUCAAGGACAUGGACCGAUGGAACAUUUUACAUUAUGAAGUAUUUGUAUGCUGCAUGUGGAACAUGGCAAACAGUCUCAACAUUGGUAUUUGUAUGCAGUAUUCCCCAGCUCCUGAAAACCACUGACAGAAACAAGAGCAUUAUGAAGUGACGAUACUAGUGGCACAUGCAUCUGGUAUAAUGUUACUUUUACUUCCUGGCUUCUGCUUUCCGCCUUCUGCCUUCCCCACACAACUCUGAAUGUAGGGGAAGCAGAUUCCUCCAAAACAUCAGAAAUUUCUUCUUAUAACACAGACUGUUGAAGCCAUGGAAACACUGUACUGUUGUUUAUUUGGUUAUGUUGUAUCAUCUCCAGAUGUUAAGUUGCACUGCAUAUGUGGUAUUAUAACUCUGUACUGGAAAUCAAGAUGAAUGUGAGAAGGAGCAGUUUUGCAGAGAGGAAACGAAGAAAACUAGAAAAACCUCAGCUGUCGUGUUCCAGUUUUGAUAGUUAUGACUGAAGUUCUCAUGGUUCUCUUCAGGCACUCUACACAAAUUCUGGGAAACUGAGACAGGGCUGUUUCCUUUCUCAUCUAUCUCUGUACUCAGGGCAUGUAAGAAUUUCUCAUUUGACAAAAAUAUUUUGUGUUCAUUCAGCAUUCUAAAAUGAGCAACAAAGAAGCAAUCAUCAGUAUAGUCUUAAGCCAAUAAUACAGUUGUCUGUUAUUUCCUACACUGCUAGCGGUGCUUCCAUCACUGGAAUCAAAGUACUAUACUAUAAUAUUUCUGCAUGUAUGCUUUCUGUUGGUGGAAACAACAUUGCAAUGUGGACACAGGCACAGCUGACAGAAGUGCAAAUAAAUCUAGUUUGCCUCCUUGGGUAUCAUGUGACAUAUUACAAGUUAAUAUUUUCACUAGGAAAAUAUGCAGCAUAUUUAUUGCUCUGGCAUUUACAACAACCUUUGAACCAAAUUUUAUAAUCCAGGUACUUCUUUGUCCAGUUGCCUGCCAGCCAGUCAACAUAAUCUCGUUGGUGCUGCAAUACUUGCUGUGUUGUUUCAGUUACAGAGGCAUGCAUUUUGCAACUCUUCUGCUGGACUGAAAGUCACUUGCGUUCAGUUUAAACAGCAGAUAUAUGGAUAGGUUCUGACUGCUUGUGCAGUCUUCUCGGUCUCACACUAGAGGGAUCAACAACAUCAACUGAACUCGCAACCUUGCAUACAUGUUUGCCACUCUAACAAUAUAAAAUCAAGAUAGAGAACUUUCAUGUGGUAAACAUGACAUCAGAAAUGUGUACUUUUGUAUUUACAAGCAGAUAUCGUGUGUGUAUACAUAUAUAUAGUAAUUUAAAAUGAAAAUGUAUGAAAUAUAGGUAUAUAAAUUAA